AUGGAUUCCUUAGCCAAGUCUGUGGAGCAGACGCUCAAAAACUUACAGGAGAAGAAGAGGUUCCUGCAGCAGCAGCGUGAUCGUUAUAUCAACAUAAGACAGCGAAUUUUGCAAUAUGACGACGAUGACGCGGGUCAAUCUAAAGACGGGAUCAUGCAGGUGUUUGAUGAUGUCAUUAUGUCGCCGGAGAGGAUGUUUGUGAAUGUUGGUUAUGACUAUUAUGUGGAAAAAUCUCAAGAUGAGCUAUUGGCUUACGCUGAUGAAAAACGCAAGCUCAUUGAGCAAGCAAUCGAGCAGUUUGACUCCAAGAUUAAAGAUGGUGAGAAAGCUAUACGGAGUUUUGGAAUGCUUCUGCAGUCCGAGCAGGCUCCCAUACAAUUUGAAGACGCAGGCGACGAGAGCGGUGGAGAAUUGCCUCCCAUGGAGAUCAGAGAGGAAUUGGACGAAGAUGGGAACAUUAUCAGUAGCAGUGUAACACCAGCUGUGGCCUCUUUAGAUCAAGAGAAGCAGUUUAAGGACAACGAUGAGGCCACUGGGAUGAGCGAUUUUGAGCGGAACAUCAAAGGCAGAUUGGCCGAACAGAAGUCCCAGCAAGAAGAGGAACCGCAAAAACACGAGACAGCGUCUAUUAAUGGUGCCUUUAGUACGGAGAAUAUGUACACUUUCGCCGAUCUGGUACGACAAUUAGACGAGCAAGAUGAACUGGAAGAGGAGAUCGAUUCCUCUGAGGUUCAGUACGAUUUUGAAUCAUUCGAUAGUAAAUAUUUGGUAGAACAUCUUACGGAAGAAGGUGAGACUCAAGGCGAAGAUCAAGUUGAAAACGAUUCAACUGAAGAAAGUGCCGACGAAGAUGAUGACGAUGAGAACCACUAUAUGAUCGCACCCACUAUGGAGGCCCAUAGUGCCUUUAUGGAUCAGCUAAAGAAACUCCGGGAAAAAAAAAUUGAACAAAAGUUAACCGAACAACCUGAAGCGCCAGUGAAAUCAAUUUUGAAGCCCAGUUCUGGUGGCAAGAAGAAACCCAAAAAGAGCGUUGGGUUCGCUUCCAAGCUGGAUAUUCAUGAGGUAGAAAAUCUGAAACAAGACAAUCGGAGAAAUAGACACAACUUGUCAUCUAGUUUCAUGCAACAGUUGGAACACGAUAAUGACGAAGAAGUUGAUAAUGAGUUUGACAGUGACCUAUUUGCCCAGUUAAUCGGUGCUCGCGGUCCCGAUGAGAUUCAUGACAAAUACAAAUCAGACAUAGUGCAGGAAACGCUCGAAAAAGACCCCAAUAUAGAUAGUUCAAACAAAAAGAAGAUAAAAAUAUCGAGAUUCAAGCAAGAAAUAAAAUGUCGAAGUAACGAAUGUGAAACAAAAUCAAGAAUAUCGUCAUCUGAUUCAACCUCACGUUACGAAACCAAUAGAUCGAUAGACAGGAAUGCACGAGCUCCCAUGGAUCUUGCGAGCAAAAGGGAGGAGAUUUUUCUGCCCACAGACAGUAGCAGGAUUAUGGAGCGAGAUAUGGAUCACUCUGCUGUAGUUGACUUGAUAAUCGAAAAUGAGCCUGAUGAGUUUACAACGACGGACUCCAGAGAUGAAGCAGAGGUGAACCAACCAGCCAUUCAGGAGCUAAUAGUCGAAAAAGAGACCGAUGGAGUUACCAACGCGGAUUUGAUAGUUGAAAAAGACAUUGAAAACCUAGCAGCAGAUAUUCAUUCUACAGAUGUGAGCGAAUACAACUGUGCCAUCAGACAUGGCACCUUGGAAACGUUUGGUGACGUGCUAGCUCAUAAGGACAAAGCUUCACCUUUCUCGAAGACUAUGAGAUCGUUGCACAGAUCGGCUAGACCCAAAAGGCCAUCCCAAAACAUGACUUACGAGUUUCCAGACUCGUCAGAAGACUUAUCUGGCACUUCGGAUUCUGAUGAGCAUCUUUCUGAAAUCAAAUCCGAGAGCGUCGCCGAAACCUUUCCAGCUGAAGUUAUGAAUGGAGGUCGUAGCACAUCAAAUACCAUAAGCUUGCCAAAAGUUGAUUUCAACGCCCUGGGCGACAACCUGGAUGACAUGGCUAAGGCAUACUCACUAGGGAUCUAUGACAAUGAUCUCGACGAGGAUCCCGGUACCUUAUUAGAGAAGAUUGAUGAUUUCAAGCAUUACAAUGAGCAAGUGGAGGCAUUGAAGAGCGAUAUCGAGGCUUUCAAGAUUGCUAAUCCCAUGCAAGAAUUCGACGGCAAUCAGCAGACAACUGACGAAGACGGGCCAUUGCUGACCGAAAUCAAAGAGAAUGACUUUCCUGAGAGCUACAACGAAGUGAGUUCCAGUGACGAUCUGGCAUUGGAGCCUGCUAGACUGAACGAAUCUAUCGCAAUUGAAUACAGCCGCCUCCGUGAGGUUAUCAGCGCCGCUAGCGAUAUUAUCAAUGGCGUGAAAAGAGAUCAAGAUGAUGAGAGUAAGCAAAUUGAGCCCAUCGACCAGGAUGGUAGACCAAUUAGGCUCAGUCGCUUUAAAAGUCAGCGACUCCAGAUAGGUAAGUGA
Molecule: messenger RNA, 2517 nt
Organism: Torulaspora globosa
Lineage: Eukaryota; Fungi; Ascomycota; Saccharomycetes; Saccharomycetales; Saccharomycetaceae
Gene: BUD27
Product: prefoldin-like protein
Exons: 1
Coding region: 1-2517 (838 amino acids)
Biological process (GO): protein folding; regulation of DNA-templated transcription
Cellular component (GO): prefoldin complex; cytoplasm
Source: RefSeq, a predicted model, not a curated record